Pocillopora meandrina is the source of this 9933-nucleotide messenger RNA. The record is from the annotation of a GenBank genome assembly. Lineage: Eukaryota; Metazoa; Cnidaria; Anthozoa; Scleractinia; Pocilloporidae.
ACCGAUCGAUGCUGGUAAGUCGCUUCCGUUGACUUGAGCAGGAGAGCACAUUGAAAACAGUCCUUUCUGGUGUUUUUUUUCUACCUUUCAUCGAAUCGAAAGUUGAUCGUACAAAGCAGAAGUAAUUGCCAGCAAUUUAGGUGAGAAAUAUCUUUGAUGUAAUUAGCUACUUGCAUUAAAAAAUCCGCAUUCUUCCUGAUCAUAUCAAAACUAAAUGCUCAUGAAAUUCUUGAGUCUUUCACCUUCAAUUUGCAAUUACGAAAUUUCUGUUGCUUAAAAGCCGUUAAUUUUCUCUGUUUGGAUCAGUUUCUGGGCUUGCAAGUUACUGCAAUUGUACAAGUUUGAAGAAUCAUUCUGUAUCUUGAAAUUAAAUGCAUGGGUGACGUACGCACGUAAAGCACCAGAAAAGUGAAAGUUAUUUAAUCCAUGCAACCGAGUUCUUCAGCGCUUUGAAAUCUACUCGUCGCUACCUUACAGGUUGCAAUUAGGGGUAGAGUUUGUCCAUACACAGGUUACUUACUUAUUGGAAUACCUUUCAGAUCAUUCUUAUCAUUCAAUAUGUCGUGUAAAAAUGAGAAUAUUCUGCCGACCGAUUUUUAAACUGUGUAGUUAAAUGAAUUGAUCUUCAAGCUUAGUUUUAAAACCUUAAAUAAAUUUUUUUUAAUGCAGCUCUUGAUUCCUAUAUUUUCAAGGCUUUAGUAAAUAAACAUGUGAGGCAGUAUAUGCAGAUCUGUAAUGAGGGGUUGUCUAACACAAACACUAGCGACAUGAAAAUUGACCUAAAAAUACUAUGAUUGUGGUCAGGCAUAUCUUCUAUAAAGUAUUUGUGCCUUUUUUUUAUAGAGAAUACAUUUUUUUAAAGAGGCAUCAAGAAAUCAGGGCUUCAGGAACAACCUUAGUUGAUUUCCAUUUUGAAGUAUCAUCAGGCCUUUUAGACCUUCAAAGUCAAUUUCUUACAAGAAGGGAAUUUUUUUCAGGCAUCCUUCUAUGAAACAAACUGUGAGGUUCAGAGUCUGAGCAUUUGAUCUUGCAAAUAGCAUUUUUUGAAGCCUUAUUAAUUGUUUAUUCCAAGCUUCAUUUGACUACAACUGUCUUGCCUAUGAUUUACAGUAUGUGAAUUGAUCAGAGAUACCAAUUAUUAUUGAUGCUAAGUCAUCCUCCUGUAUGUCAGUGGCCUAUUCAAAGAAAAAAAAUCAUAGCAAUUUUCAAAAGUUUUAAUGAUGAUUACAGUUGCACAUGAACCCAUGCAUAAUCUGUGAUACCUUUUACAACAUUCUCCUGAAAGGCAAAGGUAGAUUUGAAAAAGUUAACUUUAUACAGGGACUGAGAUCAACACUCUGGUAGAAUCAUGCCUUUAUUUGGCUCAUCCAAAAAGAGUCCUGCAGAACUUGUAAAGAUUGCUAAUGAUGACUUACAAGUUAUCGAAAAUGAGUCCACUGGAAGCAGAAAAUAUGACAAGGUGAGUUGUCUUCUUAUGAUAUAAGAGGAUACAUGUACUUAUUGACUGGAAGAGAGCCAAAUAUUAUCUGACUCAGUCAUUACAAGAUAAUUUGGUUUUAUCAAUUGAGUUGAUAAAUUAACCUUUUAACUCCCAUGAGUGACCAAGACAGAAUUUCUCCUUACAAUAUCAAUACAAUAUCAACCAUAUGAGUGGUGAGAAUAAAGAAAAAUAUCAAUUUGGGGAUAAUUAGUUGAUCCAAUACUAAAUACUCUGAACUAACAUUAAAAGAAUCAUAUGGUUGACAGUAAGGAGAAUUAUAAUUUUGAUGUGGGAGUUAAAGGGUUAAAUGUAAAUUGGCCACCAUAAUUAAUUCCUAAAGCUGAUGUUUAGCAUUAUCCCUUCAUCAUGUGCUCUGACAAAGGAGUAAUGCUUGAAACAUUAACUUUAGAUACUCUUUACAGUGGCCAAUCUACAGUAUGAACUCAGUUGAUAACACCAAAUUGUCUUGAAAUACCCCUUGCUGAUGCAGCAGUACAGUUUCUUUAGAAAUUCCCUCCCCAUUGCCUUGGUCAUUAGGCAUGUUAUGAUAUAACAUAUAAACAACUUGGCUGCAAGAUAUUACUGGCAAACAACAUUACAGCCAUUCAUCAAGGUCAAGGAAAAGCAGAAAAGCACAAAUUAUGGGUUAUUGUAAUUAAAUUGUGUGAAUAUAUUGAUUUUAGGGAUCUUAUCUCUUAUGUGGUGAUCAAUAUAAAGCUUCAACAUUGGGUGGGCAAUCUGAACCUUGCCUGGCUGGUCUACAAGGUUUUUAAGGUCUAGGUUUUAGAGCUUGUUCAAUGUGUAUCAAGUCACAGUCACUGAUUUGCCUUUUACAAAUAAAUUGGGUGGGGUAUUUGAACAAAAUUUUUGCCCUGGGGUUGGGAAUUUAACAAACAGUAACAGCCAGUUUUGCUACUCAUUAAGUAUGCUACAUUCAAGUUUGCUUCAUGUUCACUACUUAUGUGCCGAAUUUGCUACUUUCUUCAUCCUAUCAUUCUAUCAUUCUACUUCCACGACCUUUUAGAACCAACAUCUUGUUUUAAAGAAAUCUGCCUUACUCAACCUGAAAUGGGCACCAUGUUUUUGCAUAUUAUCAUGGUGAUUAUCUACAAGAGAGAGAAAUGGCAGACCUAGAAAAACAACUGUUAAUGGCUAGCCCCUCUAACCUUUGGUCUGGAACAGAUAUCUUGAUGACUUCUUUUCACUGUGGGACAUUUUUACAAAAGAAGCAUACAGUUUUGUUGACUUUGCCAACAUGUACCACCCUAUAAUCAGGUUUACUUGAAUGUGAAACAUAACCUUGCUUAUCCUUGUUAUUUUUACUAAAGUGUCUAUGUUUAAUUGUUUAUGUCACCAAAUAAAAAUUGAAAUGUUAAUGAUUAUUUUCAGGCACUUGAAGAACUUGCUAAGACGUUAAGUGCUAUGAAGACAAUUUUGUAUGGGUCUGGAGGUAUUUUCAUUUUUCUUUCAAGUACAUCAUUACAGCUCAUUAUCUAGUCUCCAAAUUCUCUCAUGGCAAGCUUUUUUAGAAAGACUAUCAAGUUGAAUGUUUGUGCUCACCUACCUGUGCUCUCCUGUGCUACAGUUGUGUGGGAUUUCCCAAAAAAAAAAAAAGCAAACAAAUGCAAUUCUUGCCAAUGGUUCCUCAUAGGUUGGCAUUAGCCUUAAAAUAAGCCAGCAGUCUCUGUAAUCUUUGUCCGAGCUUGUUGUCUUAACUGCUGUCUACUUCCAUACUUUUUUUUCUGCUUUCUACUCGCAAAAAGAAGGAAAUACUUCUAAUAAAAGUAAUAGUAACAAAGAAAAUAUGGAAUCUUUUCUCAGACCAAGGUCCAGUGACUGAACAUGUGGCCCAGCUUGCGCAAGAGACAUACAAUUGUGGUCUCUUCAAGACCCUACUACAACACCUACACAAACUAGAUUUUGAGGUGAUGUAUUUUUUAUUUAUUAUUAUUAAAUUUUUUACUAAAUUUCCUGUUGUGUGUUAUCUACUUUAUGAGUUUCUGUGCUUGUAAUGUCAUGGUUUUUGAAUUGCUACAAAUGAAUUAAUGGGAAGAAUUUUUAAGAAAAAUGUUGUCUCCUUCAAGGCAAUUCCCUUCUCAGAAUACAGUGACAUGACUUCUUUUAUUAAAAAAGUGGUAGUUUUGUGAAUCAUAUCUAAUGGUGUAAUAUAUAAUGUGUUUGGAAAUUUAUUAAGGGUUGCAUGGAGCUUUAUCAUCAUUCUACAAUAACUUGAUUUUGCCCUUCUUCUUCUCUUUCUUUACACAAGAGCAUCUAGCAUGCAUUAUCAGCACCUACCAUCAAUGCAAGUGAAGAGUGGAACAGAGAGAUAUUGCAUUGCUCAUCCAUCUGUCAAUGACAUCAAUCAAUUUUUUAAAGCCUUUAAUCCUAAUAUAAGUGUGCAUAUUUUCCAUACUGUUCUCUAUGCAUUUGCCUCUUUAGUUGGUGAUCAACUCCUUUAUUUUCGUGGCUUUAAAGUUUGAUUCAGAGAUGAUAUUGCAAGGAUAAAUUAGCUACUAGUUACUCUCAGGGACCAAAAGGUUAAGGGCUUCCCUGAUUCUGAUGAUCGCAACAGGGAAUCAUACCAACUACUCUCUGAAUAAUUACUACUGACAAACUUAUUUUGGUAAACUUACCAGCCGAUGAGAUCAUGCCAAAAGCUAUAACACCAUUCCUCUUCUGCUUCUUAUCGAAUAAAUUUUUAGAGUACAUAAACUGAAACAAAAACAAAAAAUUCCCCCCAGCCUCUGAUGGUACAUUUGCUUAUGCCAUCAUUUAAUUGAAAACCCCUUUACAAGACUACCCUUAUGUGCUCUAUCAAUUGACUGCCAACAUAUUGUUAGAACUGUUUAUUUAUUGUGAUACUGUCUAGUAAUUAGCUUGCUUUCCAUUUAGAGCAAGAAAGAUGUGGCUCAAAUAUUUAACAGUGUUCUCAGAAGACAAAUUGGAACUCGAAGUCCAACUGUGGAGUACAUUAUUGACAAUAGAGAGAUACUUUUUCUCCUUAUCGGAGGGUAAGUUUGAGAUCAAAUGUUUAGUGAUCUCUUUAAUUAAUAAUUAAUUCUUACUUAUAAGUUAUGUUAAUGCCUGUCUGUUUUUCACCAUUCUGAUUUCACUAAUCUUGAUUUUUUUCUUUCUACUGUUUCAGUUAUAGAAGCCAGGAAGUGGCUUUAAACGAUGGGAUUAUGCUCAGGGAAUGCAUCAAAUAUGAGCCCUUAGCCAGAGCUGUGCUAGAUGAUCAAAGGUUCUAUAAGUUCUUUGAAUAUGUCGAAAUGUCAACAUUUGACAUUGCCUCUGAUGCAUUUUCAACAUUCAAGGUAUGUGUCAAAUUACAGUAAAUGGCUGUUAAUUGUUCUUUUUAAUUUAAUUAAUCUUAUGUCAUUUCUUGUAAGUUUGCCCCUUUUGUUGCUUCAUAUCAAAGCUCAGGAAAGGGUGUAGAAAGAUAAGUCAAAAUAUGUUUAAUACUGCAGUCUCUCUGUGAUGACUACUUGAACCUCUCACUCCCAAGAUCUACUUAACAAUUCUCCUUACUGUCUGCCAUGUAAUUCUCUUAAUGUUAGUUUGGAGAAUCUGGAUCUCCUCAUAAUCCCAUAUUUAAUAUUUCUUUAGUCUCGUCACUUUUCUACUUAAUAAUGUAUUUGUAUUGUAAGGAGAAUUCUGUCUUGGCCCCUCAUGGGAAUUAAGUGUCAAAUGAAAAUUAUGAUAAUUUGUUCCUUAAUUUCUCUCUCUCUCUCUUGUCACAUCUGUAGGAUCUCCUUACUAGGCACAAGAUUGCAUGUGCAGAGUUUCUAGAAAGAAAUUACGAAAGGGUAACAAGAAUUCAUGUAUAUUGCUCUGUUUUAUUUCAAUUUUUCAUUUCUUUCAUUUUUCGUACAGUACCAUUCUUACAAAGCUUACAUUAACAAUAUUUUCAUGUGCACCUACUUCUUUACUUAACUAACAGUGCAGUACAUACUUAUAAAGUAUUCAAUACAUACCUUAUUAAACUAUGUAGAAGAAACUGUGAUACAUUACAUUUCAGUCUGUGGUUUGCAUUUGCAUGCAAAUGAAGACCAGGACUUGCUUUUACUUCUGAUGUCAUGCAAACUCUUUUUUUAAAGUUAUUUUUAGGCAUAGUUUUUACUAUAGAAGUAAUUAAUGGCGGGGAUUUGAUUUGUAAGUUUUGUGGUGUUAGCUAGGAGUUUGUCUAAUUGUCUUUUGCUGUUUGAUGCUUUUUGUGUGCUUUUCUAUACAUUUUUUAUGUGAUUGUUGUGCCUGUCAGUCCAAUAAAUUUGCCAUUUGUUUUUUCUUUCCCAAAGUUUUUUGAACAUUAUUCCAAGUUACUGAACUCGGAUAAUUAUGUAACAAAAAGACAGUCACUAAAGGUAACUAAGUAGAUUUCAGUUCAUUUUAGCUGAGUUUUUAACAUUUAUUUUUAGUAUAGAUGUAUGCAGCUCUAAUAAUUAUGUAAUGUUUACUGCAGCUAUAAUUUUGACUUAAACUCUGUUAGAUUGUUUUUGUUUUAUCCAAUUUCAAAUAUUACCAGAUAUAAAGUUUGACUUCACUUGACAAAUACCAUGUAUUGGGGUAGUAAGUUUAUUGAUAGAUAUUACUUUGAGUAACUUAUUAUUCUGCUCUUGUAACUGAGAGACUCACAAACCCAUUCAGGCCUUGCUUUGGUUGUGACAAGUUAGUUAUGGACUGACCUGCUGCUAGUAGGCCCAGGACAUGCAUGAAACCAAAAAAUAAUGCUGAGUACUUAAUGCUGUUGCUUUUGGUUUAAUUUUCCUUAGAAACACAAAGACAUUCUAUAGAUAUUUCUCAGUGAAAAAAGUCAAGAAAACAAAUAAUUAUAUUUCCUAUGGUCACAGUUUUCUGACCGUUUUACAGUAACAACAUUUGCAGUUAGCAGAAUUUUUUUCCAUACAAUAGCUUCUUGGUGAGCUGUUAUUGGAUCGGCAUAACUUUACUGUGAUGACAAAGUACAUAAGUAAUCCUGAGAAUCUGAAGCUGAUGAUGAACAUGCUGAGAGACAAGAGCAGAAACAUUCAGUUUGAAGCAUUUCAUGUAUUCAAGGUAAGGUCUGAUCUUGUUUGGGUUGUUACUCCAUAGCAGCUUCCCUCUUGGCAGAGCUGUUACUUAGAGAGGAUAGCCAGCCAAAAUUGCAGUUAAUCUGUCAUCUUUCGAUGGCUUCUCUCGGCAUUGUUGCUCUAAGUGCCGAUGAAAAAUGUACAUUGAUUAAUAUACCAUCAUAGAAAUUUACAUAGCAGCCAUUUCCCUAUUCUGGGUGGAAUUGGAUCGGCAUAAUUUGUCAGCAACAGAUUCAGUUGUGUAGGCUGAGUUUCCAUACUCACUUGUAUGCCUGGGACAGAACAGUUAACAACACUAUUGAAUGGUUCCCACUCUUGUGUUUGAUCUGACGAAAGUAAUCAGCAACCACAAUAAUCUGGAAACCUUAUUUGCCUUCUAUUUUCAAACCUAUCGACAACCUUGUUGUGUGAGUCGCAUAUUUUGCCAAGAAUUCAUCACAAUGAACCUGACUAGGUUUAACCCUUUAACGAUCACCAACUCAAGAAACUCUUGAUUGUUAGAUAAAUUCUCCUUGUCAGCACCUUAGUAAAUGUACAGAGAGCAGUAUGGAGAAUAUGAAUACUGAUGUUAGGGUGGAAAGGGUUAAAAACACAAACUUCUCCAUCAAGCCCAGCGCAUCAACCAUUAAACUGUACAGUCAGCUUUUCUUGUUUUGUUUUGGUUUUUUUUUUCAUUGUUUGUUUCUGUUUUUUUGGCUUUAGAUGACUGUGUUUUUUGUAUUAAAUGACUAAGGAGUAUUUUUUCAAUUCCAUAGAUUUCAGUUGUUAUGGUAUUCUUUCUACAGGUAUUUGUUGCAAAUCCUAAUAAAACCCCGCCAAUCCAGGAAAUUCUUGUUAAGAACAAAGACAAACUUGUCGAGUUCCUAACUAGUUUUCACAAUGACAGAACAGGUAAUGUGGUAAUUAGCUGUCAUGGGAUCAUGAAAUGUUGAAAAUCUUACUGAUUAGUCAGAAAGUCUAGUUUCCUUGACUCAUUUGCAACUCAGAAUCUUGAACCUUGAAUUCAGCAUUGAUUUUUUAAAUGAGGAUCUCGUUGUAAAGAUAAAUUGUAAUGAAAAAUUGUAGAGGCUUUAGUACUUUGGCAGGUUUUUUUUACUGUAAAAAUGCCUUUUAUCUUGAAAUGACCUGAUAGAUUUAAGACCUUAGAUCGUUUCUCUAUGCAUUUCUUGAUGGAGUUUUGAUUUUUGUUUCUUGCAGAGGAUGAGCAGUUCAAUGAUGAAAAAAUCUAUCUAAUCAAACAGAUCAAGGAACUGUAAUCACCCCAGUGUGGAAAUUAGUGUAAAUCUUAUUUUGUAUCCAAUAUCAAGUAUGUUUUUAACACCAGCGAUCUUCACGAUGUCUAGAAUGAAACAGCUACAGUACAUCAUUCAGCUCUUGACAAAACCGUUAGGAGUGUAGACCAGGGAAACAGUGCUUAUUUUGGGGGGAUAUGUAUCAUGCUUAGAAAUAAUUGAUCUGAGAAUAUUUCUAGGGGAGCGGAAAGUUCUUUGAGACAAACAAGUAAGAAAGAAAGUUGUCAUUAAUGAGUGGAGCCCAGUUAUGUUAUGAGCUCGAGAUUUCUAUCGCGUGAUGGCUGUUGAGGACGAAGCAAGAAUAAAUGAUCACGCAUACAAAGCGAGAGAAAAUGAUAUAAUUGUUUGAGCAUAAAUCUUCAAGUUAUUCAAAACUAAACAACAGGACAGGCUCAUGUUUUAUUUGAUUUUGUUUACAACCAUACACUGCGAGGCUACUCACUUUUCCAACUGUUUAAAUAUAAACGGAAUAAUGAGCGAGUAGCAUAGCAAAUCAGAUUUUUGUUUUCCUGAUGGAACGCUAGUAGAUUUAUACCAAUAUACAGUAUACAGUAUGGCGCUUUUCUUUGUAACUUAAAAAAAAAUUAAUUUUCAAUUCUCGCGUUUAGUUGCUAGACAUCUCCUGCUGCUUCAGUUAAGACAGUUUGGUGUUUUAUGAAAAUGACACCCAUUAAGUGAUACGGUUUGUUAUUCUCACACAUAUUUAGAGGAUAACGUAUUAAUAUUGUGAGGAAAAGUUAUAUGUCAAUAAUCUCUGAGAGUUGAAGGAUACAACAAGAGAGAGUGAAGCUUAGAGACUGAAUUCCUCAUUUCAAAUGUGAACACUUCCAUGUGUUGUUAUUUGUAGGUUACUCCUGUUUUCGGAGAUCCCUCGGGGAUUUAUUUGUCGCGGUUUCUUGAGGCCCCCUACUUGUUCUCCACCAAAACGAUUAAGUGACACGCGAGGUGCUUGUAUUUCCUGCAGUUCUUUCUCUGAGCUUGAUCCUCUCGUCGUUCCACAAAUUACCUGUAUUCAUACAUUGUAUGAAGGGUGUCUUUCAGAUCUUAAUUCUUAAACUUGUGUUGGCACUCUAGGUAGAGGUAAAAGUGUUUCACUAUCUUCCUCUUGUAAAUCGCAGAGAGUUAUUUCAUGAGUAAAUGUAUGGUUCAAAGGGGUAGAUCCUAGCUCGUCUUUUCUUUAGAACACAGUUCUACAGCUAUUAACAGUUAUUGUAGGAGGUGCUGAGAUCGUUUAGACAUUUACUAGUCUGUUCUUUAUCUCUUCACACCAGCUGAGACCGUGCUCUUGCCUUGGUCUAAGAUAAUCAAAUUUGGAAUCUGUGACUAUUUUCAACGCGAUGCUGAUAUCGCGUUUGUUAAUUUGGCUUUGACUGAGCUGUAAACCUUGAUCAGUUUUAGUUCGAGGAGCUACAUCGUGGCCAAUACAGUUUAAAAAAUGUGCCAAAUUUUCAAGUUUGCCUCUUUCAAUCUAUGUCAAUCUUCUCUUUUGAGUUAUUCGGCGUUUUUGGUGUUUAUUAAUGGAAAUGGAGUAUUAAAGGUUCCUUCUAACUAAGAUUGUGCUUAAAUAGAUGAAAAAAGGCACGAUUUAUGUACACACAUUAUUACACCGGAACAGUGUUCUCUUUUUGUGUAGAUAGUUGUCCACUGAUAAUAGAUUGAUCCAGGCGAGGGUUUUGCGUUGAAAUUUCUUGAUUUUUUAGAAAAGAAAUAUAGAAUGAAAUUAUCCUGAUAUUUAAAGACUGUUUAAUAGCGGUAAUUUGCCCAUAAGGGUGACGAGUUAGUAAUGAGAUGCAUAAUCACCCCUGCGCUUUACACAUUAAGGAAUCUUCGGCUACUUUAACCGUACUGCAUGUAGCCCUUAUUUGGGCGACAAACGCACCCCAAGUAACUGCAAAGGAGGUAAAUUAACCUCGUUUUUAACUCUUUAAUCCCUAAUAGUGAUUAGCAUCCAGUCUCUCCUUACAAUAUUAUCCCAAAUUCCAACAUUAAGGUCAUGAGAAUGAAGGAAAUGAUCAGCAAGUGAAAAAGCCCUUGGUUGUUAAGCACAUUCUCCCUGUUUCGUCCUUAGGAGCGUGUUUAGCGUCUUGACCCUCCU